CAGUGGGGGCAGGACCACCGAAGCCAUUUUAUUAUUAUAACAGCCAAGGUGCAGGUGCAUCAAUAUAUAUUUUUUAUAGUUUACAGUUUUAACUUCACCAUGGGACAGUGUGGAAUUACUUCAUCUAAAACCGUCUUGGUUUUUCUCAACCUCAUAUUCUGGGCUGCAGCUGGGAUUUUAUGCUACAUUGGAGCCUAUGUGUUCAUCACAUAUGACGACUAUGACCACUUCUUUGAAGAUGUGUACACUUUGAUUCCUGCUAUCAUAAUAAUAGCUGUUGGGACUCUCCUCUUCAUCAUUGGCUUGAUCGGCUGCUGUGCAACAAUACGUGAAAGCUCCUGUGGUCUGGCAACGUUUGCGGCCAUCCUCCUGCUGGUGUUUGUAACAGAGUGUGUGGUGGUGGUGCUCGGCUACAUAUACAGGGCAAAGGUAGAAGAUGAGGUGAAUCACUCCAUCCAGAAGGUUUACAACGAAUACAACGGCACCAACACUGAUGCUCCCAGCCGUGCUAUUGACUAUGUGCAGAAGCAGCUUCACUGCUGCGGCAUUCACAACUACUCUGACUGGAGGAACACUCGCUGGUUUAAAGAAUCCAAGAACAACAGCGUUCCAGUCAGCUGCUGUCAGCCCAGCAUCAGCAACUGUACCGGCACUCUCACUCGACCUGCAGAUCUCUACCAAGAGGGUUGUGAAGCUCUUGUUGUGAAGAAGUUAAAGGAGAUCAUGAUGUAUGUCAUAUGGGCUGCACUCACUUUUGCAACUAUACAGAUGCUGGGCAUGCUCUGUGCCUGCGUGGUGCUGUGCAGGAGGAGUCAUGACCCCGCAUACGAGCUGCUGGUCACAACCAACAGCUACGCAUGAAGGACGCGGCCAACCAACGGAGCAUUCAGUAAAUCAAAAGGAGCAUCACCGGACAUGUCCACAGUAGAUUUCAGCUGUAGUUAUAUAAGCUCAAGCACACCUUGCACAAUUCAUGAUAAAGUAGCGAACACUGAUGAUGUGGUUUGGGUGGGUGGGGGCUUCAAGGGGAAACCAGUUAUUUAUUGACAUGCUUUGUAAGUUACUGUUCCUUUAAAUGUUCUUUUUUGUUAUCUCUCCUUACAAAUACUGGAAUAUUUACAGAAGCCAAAGUUGUAUAUGGCUAAUUGACAUUAUUGAUGUUGAUGCAGAUUUUGUUUUCUUUUAAUCGUGGCUUGAUAACAUUUGGGCUCAUCCCCAGUGAGGAUGAUGGGAAGCAGUGUAUAAUACCACGCAGUGUGUGAGUGUUGUAUGGAAUGUAUUUCCUUGUGUGCUAGUUUGCACUAUACGGCUGGAGCUCUGGAGGUAUUUCAUGGUUGGAAAGGAAAAUCUAUGCUAAAAAAGAACAUGUACACUAAUUUGGUUUGACCAGACUUUGUGAAAAUGGGAAAAAAAACUUUUACCAUAAACGAAACAGAUUCAGUGUCUCGGUCUUUAAAUCUUACGUUUGUGGAGCAGCUCUGCGUUUUGUCUCUCAAAGCCACGUUUGGUAGAAAGAGUUCUUCAUAUUCACAAAUAUUCAGGUUGUGAAUAAUGUACAUUCUGUUUUGUUGUGGAUGUUCUCUGAACCAGGCUUCAAUAGUGAGGCAUUGCCAAUAUAUAAAUUGUGAAUGAACCUUUUAGUCUCCAGUGCUAUUAGUAGGAGUAUUAUCAGUGUUACCUGAAGACAUGUGUUGUAGAUUCACUUUGUUACAGUCAGAGAAUUCCCUCUGUUUAGUUUGUUAGUUAUAAACCUGCUAUAUAGAAUUACAACAUGCUAUUUUAUACAUUUUUUCGUGAAAUUGUGCACCGUUUUAAUAUUUUUGAGCUGUUAAGUUGACCCCUAGAUAUUUAGCUAGUGCUGCAGAAAAAAACCUGACGAACAGUAUUGUGUAUAGACCGGAGAACUGGCUGGAGACAAAUAAACUCAUACAUUUCAACUUGA
Molecule: messenger RNA, 1942 nt
Organism: Sebastes umbrosus (honeycomb rockfish)
Lineage: Eukaryota; Metazoa; Chordata; Actinopteri; Perciformes; Sebastidae
Product: tetraspanin-3-like
Exons: 7
Coding region: 100-861 (253 amino acids)
Biological process (GO): protein maturation; protein localization to plasma membrane; regulation of vascular endothelial growth factor signaling pathway
Cellular component (GO): membrane
Source: RefSeq, a predicted model, not a curated record